GACUUUAUUGACAGAGGAGCAAGGAGAAGAUGUUUUGAUUAGUAAAAGAAGAAGGCUAUGUGAGAAUGAUGAGCAUGACAAUACGAUAAUAAAUCCAGUACAGCGAUUUUUUGGUGAAUGCAUGGUUGCACCAGAUUUUAAUUGCGCAUCCAUUUAUAAUAAUCAAAUCAGCCGAAUUCAGUUAUCCACCCUGCUUGGUCAAUAUAAAGCUGUGGCCCUCUUCUUUUAUGAGGGAGACUUUACUCCGAGUGCAAGCAAAGAUUUAAUGUCUAUAAAUCAUCAUGUUGCAAGAUUUGAAUCAUUAAAUACAAUUCCAUUAGCCAUAUCUGCAGAUACAGAAAUGGUGCAUUCAGCUUAUAUUCAUUCAGAACUUGGCUUUACACCUUCCUUUCCUCUAGUGGCAGAUACCACUCGCUCCGUGUCUCGACAUUUUAAUACAAUUCACCCAUCCACUGGAUUUACGCAUAGAGCCGUAUUUAUUAUUGAUAGAACAAGAAAGAUUCGAUUUUCAUUUGUCAUUGAAGAUAGUAGAAUUAUGCAUUCUAUGGAUACCAUUUGUUCCUUUCUAUUAACAUUCUAACUUAUUAAAGCCUUUUAUUAUUAUUUAAUCUACUCUUAUACAGUAUCUCGCGUUUGAAAAUACAAGAAUUAUACAACUUGUAGCAAAGGAAUAAAAUCAAGUGCAAAAGUAUCCACAGACUGAGGGAAUUCGUAUCUGUCUGUUUUUGAUACUCUACAUAUUAAAUUGCCAACAGGAACAUCUAUCAAUACAAGCUCCAUGCCAAUUCCUAGAGUAU
Rhizopus microsporus ATCC 52813 is the source of this 797-nucleotide messenger RNA. Its product is annotated as thioredoxin-like protein. The record is from RefSeq and is a predicted model, not a curated record. Gene Ontology annotation, cellular component: cytosol. Gene Ontology annotation, biological process: cell redox homeostasis; response to oxidative stress; cellular response to stress. The transcript has 5 exons. The coding region runs from base 122 to 580 and encodes 152 amino acids. NCBI's taxonomy places the organism in Eukaryota, Fungi, Mucoromycota, Mucoromycetes, Mucorales, Rhizopodaceae. Gene Ontology annotation, molecular function: thioredoxin peroxidase activity.